Pipistrellus nathusii (Nathusius's pipistrelle) is the source of this 690-nucleotide messenger RNA. The record is from the annotation of a GenBank genome assembly. Lineage: Eukaryota; Metazoa; Chordata; Mammalia; Chiroptera; Vespertilionidae.
AUGGCGCUGCCCGCCUGGCUGCAGCCCAGGAACAGGAAGAAUGCCUAUCUUUUCAUCUACUACUUAAUCCAGUUCUGUGGCCACUCAUGGAUAUUUACUAACAUGACAGCCAGAUUCUUUUCCUUUGGAAAAGAUUCAAUGGUUGACACUUUUUAUGCUAUUGGACUUGUGAUGCAACUUUGCCAAUCUAUCUCCCUCUUGGAGUUGCUGCACAUUUAUGUUGGCAUUGAAUCAAACCACCUUCUCCCUAGGUUUCUGCAGCUCACAGAGAGAAUCAUCAUCCUGUUUGUGGUGAUCACCAGUCAAGAGGAAGUCCAAGGGAAAUAUGUCGUGUGUGUUUUAUUCAUCUUCUGGAAUCUACUGGACAUGGUCAGGUACACUAAUAGCAUGUUAUCAGUCAUAGGAAUUUCCUAUGCUUUCCUGAAAUGGCUCAGUCAGACCCUCUGGAUGCCGAUUUACCCGUUGUGUGUUCUUGCUGAAGCAUUUGCCGUCUACCAGUCGCUGCCUUAUUUUGAAUCAUUCGGCACUUACUCCACAAAGCUGCCCUUUGACCUAUCCAUCUACUUCCCCUAUGUGCUGAAAAUAUAUCUCAUGAUGCUCUUUAUAGGUAUGUAUUUUAUCUACAGCCAUCUUUACUCAGAAAGAAGAGACUUCCUCAGAGUCUUUCCCAUUAAAAAGAAGAACCUGUGA